Molecule: messenger RNA, 1370 nt
Organism: Magnolia sinica
Lineage: Eukaryota; Viridiplantae; Streptophyta; Magnoliopsida; Magnoliales; Magnoliaceae
Exons: 2
Coding region: 100-1053 (317 amino acids)
Source: RefSeq, a predicted model, not a curated record
CUCUCUCUCUCUUGCACUCUCUCUCUCUGUACAGAGAGAGAGAAGAGUGAUUUUUAUUUUUAUUUAUUUUAUAUUUUUUGGGUUUUUUUUUAGAAGAACAUGAACGAGGGCCGUGCAAAUUCAUCUCCUGAAUUACCCUCACCAUCCAAUCCUGAUGAUUCAACGCUUGAAGGAGUGGCAGCCAGUGUCAAGCUAUUACUAAAACUAGUCCAAGAACACAACGAUGCGGCCGCAUCCAACAAAGACAUCGAUGGCCGAAAAACCCAAAGGGUGGCCAGCAUGAUCGGUGUUCUCGAUGACAUUAGGUCUCGCAUCGAGAAAUCUCAGCCAUCCGGCCGGAAAUUAAAAAGAGAAGCCGAGCUGCGGCGGUGCAACACUGAUCUAAGGCGGACCCAAAAUCCACAGAAGGAGAGGAAAUUGCAGGAGCCUAUCCAUGAAGAGAAUCAACGGCUACGAAAGGAGCUGUCCACAAACUUGGCGGCCCGCAAGAGCCUGGAGAGGAUGUUCUCGAGCUUAGGCAAGGAAAAAGAGAUCAUGGCCACUGAACUUGCAAGGAAGGCCCAAGAACUGAAUGGGAUGGAAGAGCACAUCAAUGAUCUAAAGGCCCAGAACGAGAUGUUGCUGGCCAAGGUGAAAUGCUGUGCGUCCGAACACAAGGAGAAGAAGAUCAACGGUGGAGGAGAUCUCCAUGGGAAUGUGGCCCUCCAAGAACGUAACAAGGCGUUAUCAGAUCAGCUCCUUAAGUCUCUUGAAGGAUACAGAUCGUUGAAAUGGAAAUUGAAAGAUUCUCAGGAAGAGAAUGCUGGGAUUCGUGCCAAGUUGGUGGAGAUCAGGAAGGAGGCCUUGGUGGGGCUUGAUAGAAUUCAUGAUCUACGGCAGAGGGUUGCGGAGAGGGAUGAUCCAACGGUGGAUAUUGAAGAGGAGCUAUCAGCGGUGGAGAGCAUGUUCAAGUGCUUUGAAGCGAAGGUUGUGAUUGGUGGGCCCAAGAGGAGCGAGGGCACGAAGGCAAAGGCCGCAGAUGUGGUGGCUGAGAAGUCUCCGGUUCUUGCAUGAGUGGGAGAGGUGGGCCACAAAUCCAACGGUUGGAUUUCUUUUUUCUUGGACUGAGGGUCGACACAAAUUUUCUUUGCUUUUGGACAUCUUAUUAAUAAAAAUUCAAACAGUUUGUUGUACAGAGAAACUUUCACAUACAACGCCUUCUUUUCUGAGUGUUACUUCGGUAUAAUUGCAUCUGAGCCGUGUAAAAGGUGGGCCACGCCAUAAAGAUCACUUGAGAGAAAAUGGGUCCGAAUAUCGAACUUUGGACCCAUGAAAAUCAUCGGGUAUGGGUACCCGUUGAUGGGUGUAUAUUUUGUUUUCCACCGUCGAUU